Microbotryum saponariae is the source of this 2154-nucleotide messenger RNA. The record is from the annotation of a GenBank genome assembly. Lineage: Eukaryota; Fungi; Basidiomycota; Microbotryomycetes; Microbotryales; Microbotryaceae.
AUGUCGGACAAGCUUACACGGUGGGUGUGCCUCAUGUGUUCUCCGCGCUUCGGGUGCCCUUCGCUAAUACACCCCUCCGUGUUCCGUCUCUCGUGCCGUGCUCAGUAUCGCGCUGGUCAACCCGGAUCGCUGCAAGUGAGUCGACACGCAUCGAUCGUAGCUUGCGUUCCACUCGCCAGGAGCUGACGACUGAAUUCAUUAUACAGGCCCAAGAAGUGCAAGCAGGAAUGCCGUCGGUCAUGCCCCGUCGUCCGCAUGGGUUCGUCGCUUCCGUCCUUCGCAUUCACCACCAGGCGCUCCGAAGAGCUGACCUCGUAUUCCUCUCCUUCGUCACCUACCAGGCAAGCUCUGUAUCGAGGUCGAUGCGACCAAAAAGAUCGCUUUCAUCUCGGAAGAGCUCUGUAUCGGUUGUGGUAUCUGUCCCAAGAAGUAGGUGACACUUCGUGCCCAUGCUCUUUCGCAUUCUGCCUUCGUGGCUAACCGAUUCGGCUUGCUCGACCUUCGUCCGACGCUCCUUUCUCUCCGGACAGAUGUCCCUUUGAGGCCAUCAACAUCAUGAACUUGCCGACAAACCUCGAGUCGAUGGUCACGCAUCGUUACUCGGCCAACUCGUUCAAGCUGCAUCGACUGCCGACACCGCGCCCCGGCCAGGUCCUGGGAUUGGUCGGCACCAAUGGUAUCGGCAAGAGUACGGCGCUCAAGAUCUUGUCGGGCAACCUGAAACCCAAUCUCGGUCGCUUCGAUGCGCCACCAGAUUGGCAGGACAUCCUCAAGUACUUCCGAGGCUCCGAACUGCAAAAUUACUUCACCAAAGUGCUCGAGGACAACCUCAAGCCGUUGAUCAAGCCCCAAUACGUCGACCACAUCCCUCGCGCCAUCAAGGGCAAGCAGACCGUUACGCAGAUGCUCACGAACAAGCUCCAGGUCCCCGACAUGCAGCCCAUCAUUGACGCGCUCGACCUCGACGUCAUCCUCGAGCGUGAGGUGACGCAGCUUUCGGGAGGAGAGCUGCAGCGAUUCGCCAUCGGCAUGUCGUGCGUCCAAAAAGCCGAUGUGUACAUGUUCGACGAGCCCUCGUCGUACCUCGAUGUCAAGCAGCGUCUCAACGCAGCCCGCAUCAUCCGAGGCCUGCUCGGCCCCGAGGUCUACGUCAUCGCCGUUGAGCAUGAUCUGUCGGUGCUUGAUUACCUAUCCGACUUUGUGUGCUGCUUGUACGGUGUGCCAAGUAUGUACGGUGUCGUCACACUGCCCUUCUCGGUGCGCGAAGGCAUCAACAUCUUCCUCGACGGCCGGAUCCCAACCGAGAACCUGCGCUUCCGAGAGGAAUCGCUGACGUUCAAGAUUUCGGACACGGUCGAGGAAUUCUUGACCGAGAAGAAUCGACGAUACGUCUACCCAACCAUGACCAAGACGCUCGGCAACUUCAAGCUCAACAUGGAAGGUGGCUCAUUCACCGACUCGGAGAUUAUCGUUAUGCUGGGAGAGAACGGAACGGGCAAAACGACGUUCGUCAAACUCCUUGCCGGCAAGCUCGAGCCCGACGACAAGGACGACAUCCAGUCACUCAACGUCUCGCUCAAGCCGCAGACAAUCGCACCCAAAUUCCCGGGUACGGUGCGAGAGCUGUUGAUCAAGCAGAUGCGAGCGGCGUACAUGCACCCGCAGUUCAACACGGACGUCAUAAAGCCGAUGCAGCUCGAGAACAUCAUGGACCAAUACGUCACAACGCUUUCCGGCGGAGAGUUGCAACGUGUGGCCAUCGUGCUCUGCCUCGGCAAACCUGCCGAUAUUUACCUCAUCGACGAGCCAUCGGCCUACCUCGAUUCCGAACAACGUAUCAUCGCGUCGCGCGUCAUCAAGCGGUACAUCCUCCACGCCAAAAAGACGGCAUUCGUUGUCGAGCACGACAUCGUCAUGGCGACGUACCUCUCUGAUCGCGUGAUCGUCUACUCCGGUACCCCUUCCGUCGAAUCGUUCGCCACGGCGCCUGAAUCGCUGUUGACGGGUAUGAACAAGUUCCUGAAGUCGCUCGAGAUCACCUUCCGUCGGGACCCGACCAACUUCCGACCGAGGAUCAACAAGUUUGGUUCUCAGUUGGACCACGAACAAAAAGCCGCGGGCACCUACUUCUUCACGGAUGCUACUUUGGGCUAA